CCGCGUGGAGACCGCCAGCCAUGUUUCCAGCCGCUCCCAUCACGAAAGCCAUCAUGUGCCAAUCCGAUCCACUUGUCUGACACCAACAGUGGAACAACCACGGCUCAGGCCCGCUAGUUCCUCACAUGCUUCAUCACGGGAUGACGCCUGCAUGGCAGAGACGGAAGGGCAUGUAGGGGUACCCGGCUGCGCGGAUUUCGACUCCCUCGUUAACAAACAUCAAAACGCGCGACCGCGUCCGCGGCUAUCUCAGAACCGAAACUGUUGCUCCGCGGCUAUCAGAUUGUGAUUUCUAGAGCCUCAAUCGCCUUUCAGCAUACACUGAUCGCUGUUUGACGCUCCAGCUUGAUCAAUAUGUCUAUGAAGGCAGUGGUGUUCCAUGGCGCUUUCGACGUGAAGGUCGAAGAACGGCCCAAACCCACCAUCAAGGAUGAUACGGAUGCCCUGGUGAAAGUGGAGCUCGCAGGACUCUGCGGCAGCGAAUUGCAUAUGUACAGAGGUCAUCAAAAGACCAAGACUGGACAUAUCAUGGGCCAUGAGUUUGUUGGCGUAGUUGAUUCUGUGGGCCCGAAGGUGACCAAAUACAAGCCUGGGGACAGAGUUGUGUCUGUAUUUGCGACAGUAUGCCAAACCUGCUGGUUUUGUCAACGUGGACUCGGAAAUCGUUGCGCCAACUCUCUCGCGUUUGGUACCCAGCAACUUGAUGGUGGCCAGGCCGAAUACGUUCGUGUCCCGUUUGCAGAAGGCACAUUACAGCAUGUUCCACCCAAUCUAGAUGAACGUCUCCUGGUCAUGAUGUGCGACAUAUUCCCAACAGGAUACUACGGCGCAAUGAGAGCGAUCGAAUUCAUCGGUAAACCUCUGCUACCCCAGGCAAUCCAGAACGGAUCAACCCUUGAGAAGCGAGCUGCAACCUUUGAGCCCCAGGCGCUGAAAGACACCGUAUUUGUGGUUCUAGGGUGCGGACCCGUAGGCAUAUGCGCAGUUAUUACCGCAAUAACUAAAGGCGUCGGCACCGUAUACGUAGUAGAUGCCGUGGACGAGCGACUAGCAGAAGCGGAAGCUGUGGGUGGAAUACCGCUGAAGCUCGGCCGCGACGAUAUCCCAGACAUUGUUAUGAAAGCUACAGAUGGGCGUGGUGCCGACGCGGUAGUCGAAGUAGUAGGCAACAAACCGGCACUAAAGUCUGCUAUCGAUCUAGUCCGAGUGUGCGGCAUCAUCUCAUCGAUAGGAUUCCACCAGAGCGAGCUUCCCUUCACAGCGUUCGAAGCGUACCAGAAGAAUGUGACGCUGAAUUUCGGGCGGGCACCGAUCAGUACGCUAUUCCCAGAGGCGCUGGAGUGUCUAAGGAAAAACAAGGACAAGGUCGCAGCUUUCAUUUCGCACGAGAUACCGUUGGCGCAAGCACCUCAUGGGUAUGACAUUUUUGAGAAAUACCAAGCCCGCAAAGUUGUUUUUAAAGUAUGAACACAGCAGCCCUGCAAUCUAAGCCAUCAAGGUAUUAAGAGUAGAGCACCUAUUUCCUCCAGGUAUAUCACACUGCACAGCCACCCAGUUGCUCGACUAUCGUCUCUAGAUGUGCUGUGCAAUUUAGAUCUACAAGAGCUACAGGGAGAUCAUUUACUACCGUGAACUUAGCCAUUGAGCUACUUUCGAGGCUUUGUAAUUACAAUAGCAAUCUAUAGAUGUUCUGUCAUGAUAGAAAAUGAGAAGAAUCUGCAAUC
Molecule: messenger RNA, 1724 nt
Organism: Mytilinidion resinicola
Lineage: Eukaryota; Fungi; Ascomycota; Dothideomycetes; Mytilinidiales; Mytilinidiaceae
Product: GroES-like protein
Exons: 5
Coding region: 355-1467 (370 amino acids)
Molecular function (GO): zinc ion binding; oxidoreductase activity
Source: RefSeq, a predicted model, not a curated record